Acipenser ruthenus (sterlet) is the source of this 4943-nucleotide messenger RNA. Its product is annotated as potassium voltage-gated channel subfamily D member 3-like. The record is from RefSeq and is a predicted model, not a curated record. Bases 435 to 2408 code for a protein of 657 amino acids. Gene Ontology annotation, cellular component: membrane; voltage-gated potassium channel complex; neuronal cell body. Gene Ontology annotation, biological process: protein homooligomerization; potassium ion export across plasma membrane. The transcript is spliced from 8 exons. Gene Ontology annotation, molecular function: A-type (transient outward) potassium channel activity; protein binding. Lineage: Eukaryota; Metazoa; Chordata; Actinopteri; Acipenseriformes; Acipenseridae.
CAUAUAGACUCACCCACUUCUGUCCAUCAUUACUGCAUCCACAACCCAGACGAUCUGGGUACCAUUCGCAGCUUAUGAAGCGAAAGAAAUAAACCUUCAUGCCGGAAUCGGACCUGCUGCAAGGGGACGAGCUGGUUACAAAAGCAGCUUUUGUUUUGUCGCAACAGUCUCUUUUUUGUGUGCUUAUAUUUCAUUGAUUUUUCGGUAUCACUCCAGUUCGGACCUAACGUUCGGAUAAGGAGCAACAGCUUCCCGUUUACUUUAUAUCCAUAUAUCUGUAUCUAUAUCUAUCUAUAUAUAGAUAGAUAUAGAUAGCUAGAUAUACGCACCAGGUUUUACAAUGUAUUUUCCUUCUUAGAGAUGUUUUUUAACCUGAAGGCAAGCUGGUUCUGAAGGCAGCAGAUUUGUCCUCCACGCCCUGACUUGGAGUCACGAUGGCGGGAGGUGUCGCGGCAUGGCUACCCUUUGCCAGGGCUGCGGCCAUUGGUUGGAUGCCGGUGGCCAACUGCCCCAUGCCCAUCGCCCCUAGUGACAAAAACAAGCGUCAGGACGAGCUGAUCAUUCUGAACGUGAGCGGACGUCGCUUUGAGACCUGGAGGACCACCCUGGAUAGAUACCCGGACACUCUGUUGGGCAGCUCGGAGAAAGAGUUCUUUUACAACGAGGAAACUAAGGAGUACUUUUUCGACCGUGACCCUGACAUCUUUCGAAGUGUCUUAAACUUUUACAGGACAGGCAAGCUGCACUACCCCAGAUACGAGUGCAUUUCCGCCUACGAUGAAGAGCUCUCCUUCUUCGGCAUCAUUCCAGAGAUCAUAGGGGACUGCUGCUAUGAAGAGUACAAGGACCGCAAGAGAGAGAACGCAGAGAGGCUAAUGGACGACAAUGAGAACGAGAACAAGGACAGCAACCUGCCGCAUAUGAACUUCCGGGAGACCAUGUGGAGAGCUUUUGAGAACCCGCACACGAGUACCAUGGCCUUAGUCUUCUACUAUGUCACUGGGUUCUUCAUCGCCAUCUCGGUGAUCACCAAUGUGGUAGAGACAGUCCCCUGCAGUUAUCAGAUGAACCAGAAGGAUUUACCCUGUGGCGAGCAGUAUGGGGUGGCCUUCUUCUGCAUGGACACUGCCUGUGUGCUGAUCUUCACGGUGGAGUACCUCUUGAGACUCUUCGCAGCCCCCAGCAGAUACCGUUUCAUGCGCAGUGUGAUGAGCAUCAUAGACGUGGUGGCCAUUAUGCCCUACUACAUCGGCCUGGUCAUGACCAACAACGAGGACGUCAGCGGAGCUUUUGUGACUCUGAGGGUCUUUCGAGUGUUCCGGAUUUUCAAGUUCUCCCGUCACUCCCAGGGCCUGCGGAUCCUUGGCUAUACCCUGAAGAGCUGUGCCUCCGAACUGGGCUUUCUCCUCUUCUCACUCACCAUGGCCAUCAUUAUCUUUGCCACUGUGAUGUUCUAUGCUGAAAAAGGCUCCUCAGCCAGCAAGUUCACCAGCAUCCCAGCAUCCUUCUGGUACACCAUCGUUACCAUGACAACCCUUGGUUACGGGGAUAUGGUGCCAAAGACGAUUGCUGGGAAGAUCUUCGGCUCGAUCUGCUCUCUGAGUGGCGUGCUGGUAAUCGCUCUCCCUGUCCCUGUCAUCGUGUCCAAUUUCAGCCGGAUCUACCACCAGAACCAGCGGGCAGACAAGCGACGGGCUCAGAAAAUGCAGAAAACAAGACUGGCCAGGAUCCGAGUGGCAAAAUGCGGAAGCUCCAAUGCGUUUCUCCACAGCAAACAAAACGGCCUUCUGAGCGAACCGCUAGAAUUAACGGGUUCAACUGAGGAGGCGAAGCAGUUAAGCAAAUCCACAUCCAUGAUCGAAAGCCAACACCACCACCUGCUGUACUGCCUAGAGAAGACAACCGGAUUGUCCUUUCUUGUGGAUGAUCCCGUCUUUUCUGCACGAACAUCUACCAUCUUCAAGAAUCACGAGUUUGUCGAUGAGCAGAUGUUUGAGCAGAACUGUCUGGACAGCAUGCAGAGCUACCCGUCACGCAGCUCCUCCAUCUCCAGCUCCCCUGGCCUGACCAGCACCUGCUGCUCCAGACGAAGCAAGAAGAGCAGCCACCUGCCCAACUCAAGCCUGCCAGCCAGCAGGCUCCGCAGCAUGCAGGAGCUGAGCACCCUGCACAUCCAGUGCAGCGAGCAGCCGGCUCUGUCCUCCAGUCGUUCCAGUCUAAACAUGAAGUCAGACGAAGCUUUCAGACCGAAUUGCAAAAGCUCUCAGAUCACCACGGCGAUAAUCAGCAUCCCCACACCUCCAGGAACCAGCCCAGAAGAGGACAACAACCACCCCCCCAGCCACUGCCAGCCAGCAAACAUCAACACGACAGGAAACGUGAACAUUGUCAAAGUGUCGGCAUUAUAAACAAGCGACACGAGGCUGGGGUACAGAGCCCUGAUCAGAUUGCUGCAAACUGUGCCUGAAGACAAGUGGAACUCCGAACUGAGCUUUGCAAUGAGAUGCGCACUGGUGAGGUCAAGUGAGUGGAAGUGUGGCUCAGGUUUGUACUGGAAACGAUUACCUGACCAGCAAGAAAAGAACGCUGCAAAAGCCAAAUUCACAAGUGCACAAGCAGCUUUUUUUGCUGGUGUUUUAAUGGCUGAUAUCAAGGGAAAAUAGAAACUAAACAUUUUUUUGUUUUUUUUAAGAAGCAGAUGUUUGAACAUUUUUAUUUUAGAGAAAAAAAUGUGCGUCUGUUGAGAGUCACAAAAGGGUCAAUUUUAUUUUUGUGCGUGAGUCACUUUGAAAGAUUGCUGUAUAUUAGAAAAGACCCGAUCUGGGGUCGACGAUGGCUCAUCGCACUUUAGCAAGCUACCACUGAACUUGUCAGAUAGCGUUAACAUAUAUAGAAUGUUUUGUAACAGAUUUGGCAGUCAGCGCAAUGCGUGUGAGUAAUGUUACGUGAAAUUCAUACCAUGUAAGAGACAUGCUUUGCUAAACGCUGGCUCUCUUCUGCUUUACCUGUUCUUUUAUUAUCAGUUGUGUGUGAUUAGAUUGAAAUGUGUCUGUACUUUUGCAGCCUUGGUGUAUGAGAAACGAUUUGGUCUUAGAUUUGUUAUUGAGACAUUUCAAUAGUUUAAACACCAUUACCAACUGUGAAAACAUCCGGAUGGGAUGAAUCAAGCACAGCACAUCCACACAGUAAAUACACGUCACUGGUUAAGGUAGAUCUCUGUUAACCACCUCUGUGUUUUAUCCUUCAUGAGAUGCUUUCUGUUACAGGCAAACACACAAUAUUUUAAGGCUUUUUGCUUACAAUUUGACUGGACAUUUUUUGUGCAAAUAUGUGGCUUCCUAAUUGUUUGGUACUAGAACGCUGUUUGAAUUCCUCACUAAAAGGACACACGUUUUUUGCCAGCAAGCAAAGCUUUUGAAACGGGCCCGUCUAAUGGAUCUCUGAGUUCUGAGCACUAGAAACGAUUGCGAGACCAGGGCACGUCAGCUUUAGUUGCAUAUGCAAUUGUAUUAAUGUGUUGAAAUAACUCAAAUUCCCAAAGAGAGCAAAAUACAUUUUACCUUAGAAUUGAGCGUUUUGAAACAGCCUAGUUAAGAUAACCACGCAUUCUAAUACAUGAGUUGUAUACUGUAGAUAAAAAAAAGAUACAUUCUGUACAAUUAAUAACUUUUAAUGUGUGCUGGAGAAUCCUGCAAUAACAUGCAUUCCUGGCUGUAAUGUAAAGAGCCUAUCCUGCUUCAAGCACACUCAAUUGGAAUUCUAUUGUCAGACCCAUUCCAGCACCAGUCCCACAGCCUCUAAUAAAGGGCCACUCUAAUGAGACCAAUAUGCUGUAAACCACAAGGUAUUGCUUUUAAUCUGAAACCUUGCAACAUGGUACCACUCGUUUACAAAGAAAUAGUUUUGAAAUAACGUGAGCCGGUGAAUAAAAUCAAGCUACCUAAUGCCUGGUGUGCAUCGUCCACUUUGAAGAUUAGAGACCAGUCUGCUUGCUUUAAAAGUAGCCCUUGAAGUCAGUGGGGUCUGGUUAUACUAGCAGGUGAAUAUUUGCUCCUUUUAUAAUAUGGUUUGGCGACACCUGCAGGUCUACAUACUUCUAUGUGGAGAGUGUUUUCUAUUGAUAAAGUCAAGCGUUACUUUUGACAUCCGAAUGUGUAGGUUUGCCUUUGUGUUCGAGGUUACCCUGUGUGUAUUCUCCUCUAAUUCAUCAGGAUGUGAAGCUCACCCCUGUGGAAGCUGAUCAUGCUAUCAUUUACUGUGUGUUUUGGUAGAACAUCUUGAUAUAUUCAACAGCCUUCUCCAGUUUCUUAUACUAAGGAAGAAAAAAAACAUAACAUUAUGCCAUGGUUUUCUCUCUGUUGUGCAGAAUAUGUUGAAUGUUGUGAAUCAUUUCUUGUGCCAUCACUGUACCCGUGUAAUCAGGCUGGUAAAAACAAAUACAAACCUGUGGGAUUUGUUCGUCAAACGUUUGUGAUUUCAUUUAGUUUUCUUUGAGUGUGUGCGUGCGUGCGUGCGUGUGUGUGCGUGUGAUGGGAGGCAGCCAAUCUUUGAAGGAACAAAAUGAUAAAUUAGAAUAAGUUAGCUAGCACCUAUCAACAUAAAAUAAGGAUUCUCCAUUUGAAAUGAAACUUCCUCAAAUAGUCACCCAUGAUAACAUUCAUGUUUAUAAUUUCCAUUUUUACAAAUCUGAAAUACUGUACAGCAGCUUACUGUUAAUACAAGCAUGUGCAAACCUGGUGUGGCAGCGUUACAAUGUAACAUAAGAAGAGAGAAAAUAUCUCAACACAGGCAAGAAGUGCACAUUUCAGAAGUUCUGACUGUGUUUUCAAGUUCUGAAAGAUCAGACAGUAGCUGCAAUACCCUAACCUUGCACCACUCAAAGAGCGAUCAGCUUUAAUCUUGUGUAUUAUUAUUAUUAUUAUUUAUUUCUUAACAGACGCCCU